CUUUAUGAAUCCUAGGUUUCUAUAUACUUACUUCUCACCACAGCUCUCCUUUUUAGACUACUUCCUCCACCACACCGGCCAUAUAUUAAAAAUAUCAUCAACACCCCCUCUCUAAUCAUUAUAUAUAUUAUAUAUAUAAUAUAUAUAUAUAUAUAUAUGUAGAGAUUAAGAGAUAAAAAGUUUAAAGAGCUUUUGAUCCAUCAUUUUUUCUUACCGGAAAAAUGUGGGAUCUAAACGGGUCACCUGAUCUGAGAAUAGAACAAGCAGUACAAGAAUACAAUACGAACAACAGUAAUGGUAAACGGGUCGGAUCCGUAUCAAACUCCAGCUCAUCCGUCGUCGUUUCCGACGCCUCCGAUGAUGAAGAUUCCGAGAAGGGAAUUUCAAGAAAACGCCUUUUUGGGUUCUCUAUGGACGGAGAUGGCCCGCCGGUGACGCAUCAGUUUUUUCCGGUAGAUGAUUCUGAAGUGGGUCCCACCACUUCGCUUUCGGUUGGUCAUGUAUCAUCCUCGGCUGGUUCUACUUUUCCGGCAGCUCACUGGGUGGGUAUUCAGUUUUGCCAUCAGUCGCCGGCAACCGGUAGUGGGUAUAUCGGAAAAGGUGCCGGAGGGGAGGUUCCACAGCCACUGAAGAAAAGCCGGCGUGGACCACGUUCUAGAAGCUCACAAUAUCGUGGAGUUACUUUUUACCGACGAACUGGCCGAUGGGAAUCACACAUAUGGGAUUGUGGGAAGCAAGUUUAUCUUGGUGGUUUCGACACUGCACAUGCAGCUGCACGUGCCUACGAUAGGGCAGCUAUCAAGUUCCGUGGAAUGGAGGCAGAUAUAAAUUUCAAUAUACAAGAUUAUGAAGAUGACCUCAAACAGAUGAGCAAUCUGACCAAGGAAGAAUUUGUGCAUGUACUCAGAAGACAAAGUACAGGAUUUCCAAGAGGAAGUUCAAAAUAUAGAGGAGUCACUUUGCACAAAUGUGGUAGAUGGGAAGCAAGAAUGGGCCAAUUCUUAGGAAAAAAGUAUGUGUAUCUGGGUCUCUUUGACACUGAAGUAGAAGCUGCCAGGGCUUAUGACAAGGCUGCAAUCAAAUACAAUGGAAAGGAUGCGGUCACCAAUUUUGAUCCUACAAGUUAUGAAAAUGAGUCAAGUGUUACUGAACCCACAAACAAUAAUAUUGAUCAGGAUAACAAUGCGACUUCAGGUCACAAUCUUGAUUUGAGCUUAGGACAUGGUUCGGCCCAAAAUAAGCAAAGCAUUCGAGAUCAUGGACUUAGAUCCGUGGGCUUAGGAGCCCCGCGAAAUGAAGGAUUCAAUGACAUUGAUACACUGCAACUUUUGAACCGGACGCAUCUUCAGUCUGUUGGACCAUCCCAGGGUAACUAUGAGUCUCGUGGAUACGGGCAUCUAACGCGACCCAUUGACCCGUCUAUGGUUCAUAUGUUACGCCCACCACCGCUCAAUUCUUUGAAUCACCAAGUUCAGCGUUCGAGCAGCACGAUAAACAUGAACAAUGGCAUCGGAGGUUCUCUACAAAUGUAUGCAAAUAGUGCUGCAGCAUCAUCAGGAUUCCCACAACAAAGAUUUAAUAACAUGAGACAACAAGCAGCCCCAACCCAUACUCAAACAUGGAUGCACAACAAUGGCUACAGUACCCCUCUAUCUUGAAAGGACACUUGAACCAUCCCCCCUAUGUAAAAAGAUGCGCACCCUGACAAACUUCAGCCUAUUUUGUCUGUAUGUCUACAAAGAUCAAUGUUUUGUGCUCAAACUAGCUAAACUAACUAGGAUUCGUGAUCUUUGACUCUUUGAGGAUGUAACCAAAGAAAGAAUAUUUUGAUUCAUUUCUUUCUUGGAUUUGGGUGCUGAAUUUUAUAAGUAUCAAUUGUUUUUUUGGA
Messenger RNA from Erigeron canadensis, 1888 nucleotides. RefSeq names its product AP2-like ethylene-responsive transcription factor TOE3. Gene Ontology annotation, biological process: regulation of DNA-templated transcription. Lineage: Eukaryota; Viridiplantae; Streptophyta; Magnoliopsida; Asterales; Asteraceae. The coding region runs from base 222 to 1658 and encodes 478 amino acids. The record is from RefSeq and is a predicted model, not a curated record. The transcript has 10 exons. Gene Ontology annotation, molecular function: DNA-binding transcription factor activity; DNA binding.